AUGCCGGGAAACAGCCAUUUUAAUACAUUAUCAUCGAUAUUAGCUGCCAAUUUGCCUCUUUCGAAAAAUUUAGCAUACGCUCAUAAAGGCAUGUUUACAUUUCCAACGAGUGCAUUAAUUGAGAAUUCUCAAGCGUGUCUUUUUACACGAUCAUUUAGUAGUACAUUAGCUAUGAGACAGCAGUAUUUCGAUACAAACAAAUUUGUACAGAAAUUAGAAAGUGAAGGAUUUACGCAUGAACAGAGCGAGGCUUUUAUGUAUUCAUUAACGGAAGUUAUGAACGAAAGUAUGGAAACGAUUACCAAAAAUUUGGUAACCAAAGCGGAACAGGAGAAAAGUGUCUACACAUCAAAAGUAGAUUUCGCACAACUGAAAUCUGAGAUGCAAAUGGUUGGGAAAAAUGACGCGUCAUUGAUGAAAUCAGAGAAUGAAAGACUUUUAGCGGAAAUCGAGAAAUUAAAAGCGAAAUUGAAUGAAGAAGUAAGACGUACACAAGCGGGUGUCCGUCUAGAUUUAAACCUGGAGAAAGGUCGAAUAAGGGACGAAGCUAGUUCAUUGGAGCUGAAAAUUAAAGAAACAGAAACGCGUAUCGAGAGUGAAAUUAGCAAUUUAAGAACGCAGAUGGAAACUACGAAGUUUCAAAUGCUACAGUAUAUGCUGGGUACUUUGACCGGUGCAGGAGCAUUAAUAUUAGCUUACCUGAGAAUGUUUCGGUGA
Messenger RNA from Ambispora gerdemannii, 717 nucleotides. The record is from the annotation of a GenBank genome assembly. Lineage: Eukaryota; Fungi; Glomeromycota; Glomeromycetes; Archaeosporales; Ambisporaceae.